Mollisia scopiformis is the source of this 494-nucleotide messenger RNA. RefSeq lists its product as uncharacterized. Lineage: Eukaryota; Fungi; Ascomycota; Leotiomycetes; Helotiales; Mollisiaceae. Bases 188 to 406 code for a protein of 72 amino acids. The record is from RefSeq and is a predicted model, not a curated record. The transcript has a single exon.
AUUCUUCCUUAUCACUGCUAUGUAAAAACAUCACUUUUCACACAAUCCUUCUGUCAAGCAAUUCUUCGCAACAUAUCUUCUCCUUCGAAAUCCUGCUGUAUUGGCUAAGCUUGUGGAAGAGAUCCGCUCCUCCUUUGCGUCUGCAGAUGAGAUCAACUCUCCUGCUGUGUCACAUCUCCCAUAUCUCAUGGCAGUUUUCAGCGAAUUCUUCAGACUUCACCAUCCUGUUGAUGGCAGGUCUAAUCGUAUCGUUCCUGCAAAUGGAGUGCCGGUCGAUGACCAGUUGUCCCUGGCCGGUGUCAUGUCGGGCUGUCUCAGACAUCUGCCUACUUGUUCAAGAAAAACUUCAGCCGCACCUCUUCAUUCCAGAACGGUGGUUGGACUCGUCAGAUAUGGACGGUAUUAAGACUGUGCUACAGCCUUUCCAUGUAGGGCCGAGAAAUUGCAUAGGGCGAAAUACAGCAUCGAGUAAGCGAUCGAAUUUUAUGUGAUGG